Ramularia collo-cygni is the source of this 1230-nucleotide messenger RNA. RefSeq lists its product as uncharacterized. The transcript has a single exon. The record is from RefSeq and is a predicted model, not a curated record. Bases 1 to 1230 code for a protein of 409 amino acids. NCBI's taxonomy places the organism in Eukaryota, Fungi, Ascomycota, Dothideomycetes, Mycosphaerellales, Mycosphaerellaceae.
AUGGCCGACAUUCCCUGCCCCAAAUCCGUGAUCAUCGUCGGCGGUUCUCUGGCCGGUCUUAUGCACGCGCUGGUCUUUCUGUCCCUGCCCUCGCCACCCACAGUGCGUAUACUAGAACGAUCACCAACCAAACUCCUCCACAAUCAAGGCGCGGGCAUAGUAGCUGGCCAGGAAGUCCAGGACUUUUUCGCUCAAUAUGUCAAACCUGGAAGAGAAAUUGCCAUCACCAGUAGUCUGCGCCACUACCUCAAUCGCACAGGUGAAGUGAUCCCCGACAGUGUCGACAAUCGGCAACAACGAAUGACGUCCUGGGACCUACUUUACCAUCUUCUUCGGUGGCGGGUGGAAGGUCUGGAGACAAGCUAUGUUCUGGACCAGGCGUCAAGGAAUGGUGGGGAGGCGGAAGCGACUUAUGAGAACGGCUGUACUGUCUCCGACAUCAAAUAUAUACCCGCCAAAGGAGUCCAAGUAACAUGGAGCAGUGUCGACCUAGGCGAACAGACUKCCAUCGUUGAUCAAGUCAUUGCUGCCGAUGGUGGAUCAUCCAAAGUGAGAGCACUACUUCUGCCGGAGAUCGAACGAAGGUAUGCUGGCUAUGUGGCAUGGCGAGGUACAGUCCCAGAGAGCCAGCUCUCCCCUUCCGCCCGAGAAGUCUUCAUCGAGAGGUUCACCUUCUUCCAUGCAGAGGGAAUACAGAUCCUAGGCUACGUGAUUCCCGGCACGAACGGAACAAUGAUGCCCGAAGAACGGCUCUUUAACUGGGUGUGGUAUUGCAACUAUGCAGAUGGAAGCCCAGAGCUCGAGGAGCUGAUGACCGAUGUCCGUGGACGGCGCCAUGCCAUCACGCUUCCCGUAGAUAGGAUACAGUCGCAUGUAUGGGAACGGCAAAAGGAGUAUGCUGGGAAGGUGUUGCCGCCGCAAUUCGCAGAGGCUGUGGAGAAGACAGCGCAUCCCUUCGUGCAAGCCGUGACGGACGUUAUCAGUCCACAAAACAGUUUCUUCGAUGGGAAACUUCUGCUAGUGGGAGACGCAUUGGCUGGGUUUCGACCGCACACAGCUCGCUCAUCUGGUCAGGCGGCAUAUGACGCUCUAGAAAUGGGAAAAUUGCUCAGGGGUGAAAUCAGCAAAAAGGAAUAUCAGAUCUCGGUAAUGGACUUUGCAGAGACAGUGCAGAGGAGUGGUGUUGCUAUGGGAGAGCGAAGUCAGUUUGGUAGGCACCCUUUCGCGUAG